UGUUAAGCAAAUAUACGGUUAUUUUAAUGGUAGCCAUGGAAGAAGACUAUUCUUCUGGUUCUUCGAGUCUCGUUCUGAUCCAGCCCAGGACCCGCUCGUCCUAUGGCUUAAUGGUGGCCCUGGCUGCAGCAGCAUGACAGGACUCUUCCACGAGAAUGGACCAUGCAAGGCUAAUGAUGAUGGAACGGAUACCGAGCUCAACCCGUAUUCUUGGAAUACGCGAGCCAAUCUCCUCUUCGUUGACCAGCCUGCUGGAGCAGGAUUCGCUGACGGACCACUCGUGACGAAUGGCUCCUUCGAGGCAGCUGACGACUUGUACAUGGCCCUACAGGAAUUCUUUGCUAAACAUAAGCAAUAUAGAGAUAAGGACUUCUACAUUACCGGGGAGUCGUAUGCUG
This is a messenger RNA of Perkinsus marinus ATCC 50983, 398 nucleotides long. RefSeq lists its product as hypothetical. Gene Ontology annotation, biological process: proteolysis. Gene Ontology annotation, molecular function: serine-type carboxypeptidase activity. The transcript has 4 exons. Gene Ontology annotation, cellular component: fungal-type vacuole. Lineage: Eukaryota; Perkinsozoa; Perkinsida; Perkinsidae. The record is from RefSeq and is a predicted model, not a curated record. The annotation marks the transcript as partial.